AAUGCCACUGUAUAAGGUGACGUAAAACUGGUUUAUCUGUGUUAUUCAGUUGUACCUUAACCUUCGAGGACUAUAAAAGAAAUCCAUUUGACAUCCAUUGAGCCCACAUCGACCAUGAAUCUCAUACCAGUAAUAACAAUUUUAGUGACACUAGCAGCUGCCAGUUUCAGCGCCGUUCUACCUUCCAGUUUUACAAAAUGUAGCCGAAAACAGAGCGACUUCCAGCAAUGCUUGACCAAAGCGAUAGAAACCGCCAUCCAGAAGCUGGACCGACCGAUCAAAGAACUGAAUUUACCCAACAUGGAACCCUUGGAGAUUCCAGCUCUAACCGUAGGCGCUGGAAAUGGACCAGUGGCGUUCCAGCAGAAUUACAAAAAUUUGAAAGUGACGGGUUUUAGAAAAAUUAGUUGCUCAAAAGCGGAAUUUGACUUUGAUAAGAAGAAGCUGAUGAUGGACUGCUUAAUUCCGGAGUUUCGGAUGGAUUUUGACUAUGAGGUGAAUGGGAGGAUCUUGGUGUUGCCCAUUGUGGGGCAAGGGCCUGGGUACAUAAUUUUGCAUGACUACCACUUGGUGCUCAAUUUUGACUUGGAAGAAGAAGAGAAGAAGGGUAAAAAGCACUACAAGAUCGCUAAGCAGAAACUGACUAUAGAACCCAAACUGAUUGAGUUUAAACUGGACAAUUUGUUUGAUGGUGAUAAGGCUCUAGGUGAUAAUAUCAACAAAGUCAUGAAUGAUAACUGGUCGGAGCUCUUUGCUGACGUUCGAGCGAGCUACGAAGACGCGUUUGGGAAGAUAUUUGCGUCGAUUUUUGGCAACCUGUUAGCGAAAGUGCCCGUUAGUGACCUGUUUGGUGAUGCAUAAAUAAAAAAAAAUGUUGUAGAUAGGUACCAAAACUAGAUUUAUAUUUUUCAGUAGUCCUUUAAAAAAACGUUGGAUUUCAGUGAUGAUACUAAUAAAUCAGAUAAAGUGUUAUAAA
Messenger RNA from Zophobas morio, 976 nucleotides. RefSeq names its product protein takeout-like. The record is from RefSeq and is a predicted model, not a curated record. The transcript has 5 exons. Bases 115 to 861 code for a protein of 248 amino acids. Lineage: Eukaryota; Metazoa; Arthropoda; Insecta; Coleoptera; Tenebrionidae.